AUGGCUACCCCAGCGACCAAGACCAACAACACCGUCGAGAUCGAGCUGGUCCCCUGGGAUUAUUGUUCCGCGCCGCACGUCGAGCGCAUGGUCGAGCAGCGCAGGUCGGCCGGCUGGAUGGCCGAGGCCGUGCCGUCGUGGGUGGUGCGCGCCGAGGCCGGGGGCAUGGAUAUGUUCUGGGUGGUUCUCGCAGACGCGACACCAGGCCGGGAGGAGAUGCUCGAGGCGCACGGGAGCAGGUACCCCAAGGAGAAAGAGCCCCUGAAUGACACGGCAACGACGUUGUACUCCAACCCCCGCGAGCCCACAGGCCGCGCCUUCGUGGCCAUCGGCCACGUCUCGCUCAACCCGAACCCGUCGCCGGGCAAGGAGUACUACCUGGACCAUCUGCCUAAGGAGCACUGGAUCACAGCCCUCUACACCACCUGGGCGCUCCAAAGCCGCGGCAUCGGCCGCGCCGUCAUGGCGCGCCUGGAGGCCAUGAUGGUCGCGCCGCCCCUAAACGGCGCCGUCGCGGCCCUCGACGCCAUCAAGCCCGAGAUCAUGCGCUCCGAGUUCGCGCUCCGGACGUACUACCAGCGGCUGGGGGUGCCGGUGCCGAAGAUGUCCAACCAGGAGUGGUACCAGCGCCAGCGCUACGAGUUCGUCGGCGAGUUCCCCGAGUCCGAGGUGGCGACCAUGCCCGACGGCGACGAGAUACAGGCGUCGUUGAUGCUGAUGAUGAAGAGGCUGAAGUGA
Messenger RNA from Anthostomella pinea, 738 nucleotides. The record is from the annotation of a GenBank genome assembly. NCBI's taxonomy places the organism in Eukaryota, Fungi, Ascomycota, Sordariomycetes, Xylariales, Xylariaceae.